Messenger RNA from Micropterus dolomieu (smallmouth bass), 690 nucleotides. RefSeq names its product F-box/WD repeat-containing protein 9-like. Lineage: Eukaryota; Metazoa; Chordata; Actinopteri; Centrarchiformes; Centrarchidae. Gene Ontology annotation, molecular function: protein binding. The transcript has 4 exons. Bases 1 to 690 code for a protein of 229 amino acids. The record is from RefSeq and is a predicted model, not a curated record.
AUGGAGCAGCUGAUAACCUGCUGGACAGGCCAAGCUCACCUCGUGGCCAGACAGACCCAAGAGGAAAGGGAACAAGUGAGGCAGCAGCAAAGGGCUGGGCAGGACGGGCAGCCAGAAGGACAGGAAGAUGUGCAGGUCAACUCAGUCCUCCUGUUGGUUGGAGAGGGGACAGUUUGUGCCACAGGUUCCAGAGACUGGAAUGUUAAACUGUGGGAUCUACAUGCAGACUCUGGUGGCAGGCUGCUGCACACAUUGGGAGGGCAGGGUGACUUCAGCACCCAUCGGGGCUGGGUCUGGUGCCUGGCAUCUCAGGGACCUCUGCUGGCCUCAGGGGGCUUUGACAGCACAGUGAGGCUGUGGGACCUUCAAGCAGGUGGUGCGGAGAGGGGCCUGAUCAGGGCAGGGGCCGCUGUCCUCUGCUUGUCUUGUCAGUCAGAUGUAUUGCUGGCUGGUACAUUUGACAAGAGGGUCAGCAUGUAUGACACCAGAGCUGCUGAACCCCUGGUGAAAAGCCUCCGUCUCCACGGUAACGCUGUAAUGUGCCUAGCUGCAGAUGACAAGUACAUCAUCUCUGGGAGUAAAGACUGCACUGUGGCUGUCUAUGACCGCAGGGCAGGCAAAGGCUUGAAGAGACUUCGGAGCAAAAAAAGAGAGCUUUGGGAUGGCCUGCAAGAAGGCAGACCAGAAUGA